UGGGUCUGCUUUAGAAACAUGGCUGCGGCCAGUGUAGUGGGUGCCUGCAGGAGAGUCUCCGCGUUCCUGAAGGCUGUCGGUUCCCUAGUAAGUCCCCAGGCCCCCGCGCGUUCCGGGUUUUCUCUUAGUUUGUUGCAUAAGAACACACCACAUGUCACAUCUUUUCUCCAGUGUAAAUUACUUCACACCACAUUGUCAAGGAAAGGACUAGAAGAAUUUUUUGAUGACCCAAAGAACUGGGGGGAAGAAAAGGUCAAAUCUGGAGCUUCAUGGACCUGCCAGCAGCUAAGGAACAAAAGUAAUGAAGAUUUACAUAAACUUUGGUAUGUCCUUCUGAAGGAAAGAAACAUGCUUCUAACUCUAGAGCAGGAGGCCAAGCGACAGAGAUUGCCAAUGCCAAGUCCAGAGCGGUUAGAAAAGGUUGUUGAUUCCAUGGAUGCCUUAGAUAAAGUUGUCCAGGAGAGGGAAGAUGCUCUAAGGCUUCUUCAGACCGGGCAAGAAAAGGCAAGACCUGGUGCUUGGAGAAGGGACAUCUUCGGACGAAUUAUCUGGCACAAAUUCAAGCAGUGGCCUCUACCUUGGUACCUAAAUAAAAGAUACAACAGGAAACGGUUCUUCACGAUGCCUUAUGUGGAUCACUUUAUCAGACUAAGACUUGAGAAACAAGCUCGGAUUGAAGCAAGAAAGAAAAGUUUACAGAAAAAGAAAGAAAAAAUUCUCCAGGCAAAGUUCCCACACCUAUCUAAAGAGCGGAAAUCAAGUACUGUCUAAGAUGAGAUCCAUAAGUCCAGUUCUGUUCUUAAAGCACUCUGGGUCCUGAUGUGAAUGUCUGUUAAGCAGUUUAUAAAAUAAUGCUCUUGUUCAAAUGA
This is a messenger RNA of Phodopus roborovskii (desert hamster), 869 nucleotides long. It is a transcript of the gene Mrpl47, whose product is annotated as mitochondrial ribosomal protein L47. Gene Ontology annotation, cellular component: mitochondrial large ribosomal subunit; mitochondrial ribosome. Gene Ontology annotation, molecular function: structural constituent of ribosome. Lineage: Eukaryota; Metazoa; Chordata; Mammalia; Rodentia; Cricetidae. The record is from RefSeq and is a predicted model, not a curated record. The coding region runs from base 19 to 771 and encodes 250 amino acids. Gene Ontology annotation, biological process: mitochondrial translation. The transcript has 7 exons.